CAAGAGCGCCACAACACAUACCACUCCAACCCUACCCACCAAGAUGUUUCGGCCAGAAAAACAUGGACUCGAGCCCGAUUUUCAACUUACCAAUUUUUCCACCCUCCGAGGAUGAGGCUGUAAAAUCCCCCAAGAUGUACUCACAAAGUACCUAAGGGGAACAGAAAUAGUCCAUUCCAACGAAAAGGAAGAACACCACAUCGGCGCUGGAAUGGACUGUGCCGUUAUACCACUCAACUCAACUCGGCACGGAGGAGAAUAUCUGCUGGCACAAACUGUCGACUUCUUUUAUCCAUUGGUAAAUGAUCCAGAAGCAUUGGGAAGAAUCACGCUGGCCAAUGUCUUGAGUGAUUUAUAUGCCGUUGGUGUGACCGACAUUGACUCGAUAGAAAUGAUAAUAAGUGUAUCGACGGAAUUUACGAGCAAGCAACGUGAUGUUGUUACAUCUUUAAUCAUACAGGGUUUUCGAAAAGCGUUGGCAACAAAUGGCUACAACCAAGUCCACUUAAAACUGAGGGAAUUAAAGCUAAAUCCUUGGUGCAUCGUUGGCGGCGUAGCGACUUCUGUCUGCCUAAAGGAUGAAAUCAUAUUUCCAUCUAAUGGGCGACCGGGAGAUGCUUUGGUACUUACAAAGCCACUGGGUACACAGCUGGCGACAAAUGCUCAUAUUUGGCAACUUAAUCAGACUGAUAAGUACAAAACCCUCCUGACGAAAUUCACAGAUAAGGAGAUACUCGAGACCUUUGAAAUGGCAGUGAAGUCGAUGACAUAUUUAAACAAAACCGCUGCACGCUUAAUGCACAAGUAUCGGGCGCACUGUGCCACAGAUGUUACAGGAUUUGGUUUACUUGGUCAUGCCAAAAACCUUGCACAAUUCCAAAAGGACAAGGUCUUAUUUAAGAUAAACAGAUUGCCAGUUAUCAAAAAUGUUGUGAAGUUUAGCACUCUAAUUGACCAAAGCUCCAAAUUACUUGCUGGCAAAUCGGUAGAAACAUCUGGCGGUCUAUUAAUUUCACUUUCGCCCGAAGCAGCAGACCAAUUUUGCUACGAAUUCAACGAAAUUACAAAAGGCGAACAAAAGGCAUUCAAAAUUGGAUGCGUCGAAGAAGCAAAUGAGUCCGAUGCAGUGCUAGAAGAUCAUGUAGAAUACAUCGAAGUCAGUUUUUAACUAGAUUUAAAGUAAUACAAACAAUUGAUUAUUCAACCUAUGACGGAUAUUUCAUAAAGGCUUAAAGCUUGGAAAUAUUUGGAACUUUACAUUUUUAAAUGUGUAUAUCUGAUAGUUAAUUGAAUGUAUGCUUUGAUUAAAGAAGGAGACUUGAUAGCCAAAUUAAA
Molecule: messenger RNA, 1335 nt
Organism: Drosophila miranda
Lineage: Eukaryota; Metazoa; Arthropoda; Insecta; Diptera; Drosophilidae
Gene: Sps2
Product: selenide, water dikinase 2
Exons: 1
Biological process (GO): L-selenocysteine biosynthetic process
Cellular component (GO): cytoplasm
Molecular function (GO): ATP binding; selenide, water dikinase activity
Source: RefSeq, a predicted model, not a curated record